AUGAAGCAUCAUUUGAUGGUGGGGACAUGGACCCCUCCAGGAGCAAUCUUCACAUUCGAAUUUGACGAUGAGACUCUGGAACUGAAUAUGAUCAAGAGGACGGAGAUUCCAAAAGAUGAACCAAUAUCGUGGAUGACGUUUGAUCACGCAAAGGAGAAUAUCUAUGGAGCAGCCAUGAAGAAAUGGUCGAGUUUUGCUGUCAAAAGUCCAAUUGAAAUCGUUCAUGAUGCUUCACAUCCAAUGGAGCAUCUUCCCGAAGCAUCGAAAUCUGAUACCAAUACAAGAGCCAUAUUUGUAUUAGCAGCAAAGAAGCCUCCCUUCAAUGUGUACGGUAAUCCAUUUUACGACCAUGCUGGUUUUGGCAAUGUUUUCUCCGUCAACCAGGAGGGUGGCUUGGAGAAGUGCGUCCAGAAUUACCAGUAUGAACCAAAGACCGGUAUUCAUGGCAUGGUUUUCGACCCUACCGAGACUUACCUCUAUUCGGCUGACUUGCGAGCCAACAAGAUCUGGACUCAUAAGAAAGACGAGCAGGGUCAGCUGACUCUUGUUGGCUCAGUUGAAGCCCCAGAUCCAGGAGAUCAUCCAAGAUGGGUGGCGUUGAAUCAAAGUUAUCUUUAUGUUCUGAUGGAGGCUGGGAAUAGGAUUGGUGUUUAUGUGAUUGAUCCUCAGACACAUUGUCCUGUUUUUACACAUAUCACAUACCCUCUGAUACCUCCAGGAAUCCCAAACCCAAAGACAAUGUAUCGGGCAGAUGUUGUGACGCUUACUCAUAGCAAGAAAUACCUGUUCGCAACUUCACGAGCCAACAAGCAUAACCUGACUGGCUACAUAUCCGCUUUCAAGCUUGGCCCAGCUGGCAACAUCGAGAGACAAAUAUGUAUGAAUCCAACGCCGAAUAGUGGUGGUCACUCGAAUGCUGUCAGUCCAUGUGAUUGGAGUGAUGAAUGGAUUGCUUUGACGGAUGAUCAAGAUGGGUGGUUAGAAAUUUACCGGUGGAAGGACGAGUUCUUGGCAAGAGUUGCUCAUUGUGAUGUUAAGGAGCCUGGAUUCGGCAUGAAUGCCAUUUGGUAUGAUUAG
Molecule: messenger RNA, 1077 nt
Organism: Mollisia scopiformis
Lineage: Eukaryota; Fungi; Ascomycota; Leotiomycetes; Helotiales; Mollisiaceae
Product: carboxy-cis,cis-muconate cyclase
Exons: 4
Coding region: 1-1077 (358 amino acids)
Molecular function (GO): protein binding; 6-phosphogluconolactonase activity
Source: RefSeq, a predicted model, not a curated record